ACUGGGAUAUUUUAAAUAGUUCCUUCAAAAAUGGGACAAAUUUCUUUUGAGGAUGAUUGCCUCGUCCGCGAGUUGGACAGUCGAUACUAUGGAUUUCUUGACUUGUCCAAUCCAAAAAAUGUGGAAAUAAAGAAUCUGGUUCAGCAGACAAUUACAAACUUACAAAACUACAUCGCUAAUGGACAAGUGCACGAUUUGAAGAACAGCCAUGACAAUAAAAAUGCUGUACAAAAGUAUGACCCUUCGAAUCUACCGGAUGAACAUAUGGAAAACACAUCGUCACAAAAAAGUGAAGACACCAAGCUUCCUGAUCAAAAAAUUAACGAAAAGGGUUUCAUUAGCGACCAAAAACCUCAAGAUGAGCAAUAUGUUAAUGCUCUUUGCAAACUUGGUCACCUGCAUCUUCUUCUUGGCGAAUACUCUGAAGCAUUAUCUGCGUAUCAGAAGUAUUUACGAUUCCGAGAAAAUAAUUACUGGACAAACCAUGCAUUUAUAUAUGGAAUUGGCGUCGCUUAUUUCAAACUGCGGUGUUUUAAAUGGGCCAUCAAAUCAUUUCAGGAGCUUUUAUACCUAAGUCCCAACUUUACAUGUGCAAAUGAGGUCCAUUUGCGUUUAGGUCUAAUGCUAAAACAUGGCGGGGAGUUUCACAUUGCCCUGAAACAUCUGCAACUGGCGCUGCUUUACACAUAUCCUUCGACCUUUUCAGAACUUCAGGUAAAAUUUCAAAUCGCGCAUUUGUAUGAAGUUCAAAACAAACAUAAGGCAGCGAAGGAUGGUUACGAAUUUCUUCUAAAUGAAAAAAAUAUCUCAUUGGAACUAAAAGCAGAUGUUUAUCGUCAAUUAGGAUGGAUGUACCAUUGCGUAGAAUGCCUAGGCGAAAAAAAGGAACGUGAAGCAAACGCAUUGAACUUUCUUCAAAAAUCAAUUGAAGCUGACCCAAAGAGUGGACAAUCAUUAUAUUUACUGGGAAGGUGUUACGCCGGCAUCAAUAAGGUCCAUGAUGCUUUCCUAGCAUAUCGCAAUUCGGUGGAAAAGAGUGAGGGAAAUGCAGAUACCUGGUGUUCGAUCGGCGUUUUAUAUCAGCAACAAAAUCAACCGACGGAUGCUCUUCAAGCCUACAUAUGUGCCGUGCAAUUGGAUAAAGACCAUAAAGCCGCGUGGACCAACCUGGGUAUACUUUAUGAGAGCUGUGGUCAAUUACGAGAUGCCUAUGCUUGCUAUUUAAAUGCAACCAAACAAAUAUCAUUCCAGAAAUCUUCAUUAUUUCGAAGAAAACAAGCAAUACGCAUGAAAAAGGACACAAUCGGACUGUCGAAGGGACUGUCACAGAGAAUCACGUUUUUGGAGGGCCAACUUAGUCAAGCACCAUUGCCAAGCAUUACAUCGAAGCGCCGCCAGCUGUGUUCAAUUGAAGAAGCUUGGAACCUGCCAAUAUCAUUAGAAAUGAACUCUCGCCAACAACAAACAGCGCAGAUGCUACCAAGACAGAUAACAAAGCAAAGUCCAAUACAGGGGCCACCUCCACCCUAUCCGCACAGCCAAGUCAGCCAAAGUCCCAUACCUUCGAAACGUAUUAAAGAAGAUGGCUCCAGCCAACCCGAAAUGAUGCAAAACAAUGUUCAGACAUCUUCGCAAUUGCAUCAAAAUCUAAUAAACAUUUCAGAGACACUCAACCAGCGCAAUUUCAACGCCAUGCCGGAGAGCAACAAGAAUUCGGAGCAAAGUGUUGUGGACACCUUCGAUGACAUCUCGAAUGAUAUUUAUAAACAAAAUGAGACUAUUAAACUUGAGCGUUUAAGCCAUGAUGCCUUGAGCAACAAUGAGGACUCAAAGCACAAUGAUUAUAAUGGUGAUGCAACCUCCGACUUAUCGACCACGUUCAAAAUUCAAAUGGACUCAAAACAGUUGAUGGCAGCUGUGAAGCUGCUGCCGAUCGAUGAACCGCCCGUGCACUGCACUAUUUUGCAAGUGAAUGCGCCCCCGCCAUCUCCGCCCGAUUGCCCACCGCAGAAACUCACGAGGGAUCAACUCCUUCCGCCCACUCCCUCUGUUCAUUUAGAAAAUAAGAAGAACGCGUUCAGCCCCCAGCUGCAGGAGUUUUGCCUGAAGCAUCCCAUUGCCGUUGUACGCGGCUUGGCAGGGGCUCUGAAGCUAGAUCUCGGUCUCUUUUCGACCAAAACACUGGUGGAAGCCAAUCCGGAUCAUAGUGUUGAGGUCCGGACACAGGUCCAUCAGUCGCCCGACGAAAAUUGGGACACUUCGCAGGGCAAGCGAGUCUGGGCCUGCAUUUCCCAUCGGUCUCACACAACCAUAGCCAAAUAUGCCCAAUAUCAAGCAUCCAGUUUUCAAGACAGCCUGAAGCUUAUUUUACCGCAGGAUGAAAGCGACAAGGGAUUUCCCGGCUCACAAGCAAUGUCGGACUCAGACUCCAAGGACUCGGUAUCCAAUUCAAACAUUGUCUUGAAGCGUAAAAAACACAAAAUAAACAGUAAAAUGUUAAGAUUCGGAACCAACGUGGAUCUCUCCGACGAAAAGAAGUGGAAGCCACAAUUGACAGAGCUACAAAAACUGCCAGCUUUUGCACGAGUCAUAUCCGCUGCCAAUAUGCUCUCCCACGUUGGCCACGUCAUUCUGGGCAUGAACACCGUUCAGCUGUACAUGAAAGUGCCCGGAAGUAGGACUCCCGGCCAUCAGGAGAACAACAACUUCUGCUCAAUUAAUAUUAACAUCGGUCCAGGGGACUGUGAAUGGUUUGCCGUCCCAGACGCCUACUGGGGCGGAGUUCACAACCUGUGCGAGAAGAACAACAUCAGCUAUCUGCACGGUUCGUGGUGGCCCGUCCUGGAGGAUUUGUACAAGGAGAAUAUUCCAGUUUACAGAUUUAUCCAAAAGCCCGGCGACUUGGUUUGGGUAAAUGCUGGUUGCGUUCAUUGGGUUCAGUCGGUGGGAUGGUGCAACAAUAUUGCGUGGAAUGUUGGACCACUAACUGGGCGUCAGUACUCUCUGGCCAUCGAGCGAUAUGAAUGGAAUAAAGUGCAGGCUUUCAAAAGCAUCGUGCCGAUGGUUCAUUUAAGCUGGAACCUCGCCAGGAAUAUUAAAGUCUCCGAUACCAAACUCUACGAGCUGAUUAAAAUGUGCUUGCUGCAAACGCUUAAGAAUGUUUUGCACAUACAAGAGUAUGUUAAAUCGAAAGGUGUGGAAAUACGUUUUAAUGGACGCGGAAAGAACGAAGCAUCCCAUUAUUGCGGACAAUGCGAGGUUGAAGUAUUCAAUGUACUGUUUAUUAAGGAGCAAGAAAAGCGACACGUUGUUCACUGCCUAUCAUGCGCCCUGAAACUUUCCCCUUCUCUCCAGGGUAUCGUUUGUCUCGAGGAGUAUCGCCUGUCUGAGCUGCAGCGCGUGUACGAUUCGUUCACUUUACACAGAACCCAAGGACUAGCAUACACUCAGUAGUUGUAACACGAGAAAUCAUUUUUAAUAAUGAAGAUUUAAUAUAUGUAUAUUUUACAACGUACAACCUA
Messenger RNA from Drosophila takahashii, 3521 nucleotides. It is a transcript of the gene Utx, whose product is annotated as Utx histone demethylase. Lineage: Eukaryota; Metazoa; Arthropoda; Insecta; Diptera; Drosophilidae. The record is from RefSeq and is a predicted model, not a curated record. Gene Ontology annotation, cellular component: MLL3/4 complex. Gene Ontology annotation, molecular function: chromatin DNA binding; protein binding; RNA polymerase II cis-regulatory region sequence-specific DNA binding. Gene Ontology annotation, biological process: regulation of gene expression.